CUCCCAUCCUUUCCCUUUUUAUCUCUUCCUCCUCGUUGCCUCUCGCAUUCUCUGUUCUCUGUCUCUUCUUCUGUUUGAAUUCCGAAAUCUGCCAUGGCCUCCUCUUCAUCUCUCGCAUUACGUUACCUGUUCCUCUUCCUUGCCCUCUCUGCAUUCUCCGCCACCAAAGCCCACAACAUUACCGACAUUCUUGCUGGCCAGGAUGACUACUCUGAGUUCAACAAAUAUCUCACCCAAACAAAGCUCGCUGAUGAAAUCAACAGCCGGGAGACUAUCACCGUACUGGCCCUAAACAAUGCGGCCAUGACCGCCCUAGCUGGCAAACAUCCCCUAUCCGUUAUUAAAAAGGCUCUUAGCCUUCUUGUUGUGCUCGACUACUAUGAUCCCAAAAAACUCCACCAGAUCUCCAAUGGUACCACCCUCUCCACCACCCUUUACCAAACUACAGGAAAUGCCCCUGGAAAUUUAGGCUUUGUCAACAUCACCGACCUCCAGGGAGGUAAAGUGGGCUUUGGUUCCGCUGCCCCUGGUUCCAAGCUCGACUCCGCUUUCACCAAGUCUAUCAAACAAAUCCCUUAUAACAUCUCUGUCCUCGAGAUCAGCGCUCCGAUUAUUGCUCCCGGAAUCCUAACUGCUCCGGCUCCGUCUGCUUCCGAUGUGAACAUUACAGCUUUGCUUGAGAAGGCUGGAUGCAAAACAUUCUCUGGUUUGCUUCAGUCGAGCGGUGUGAUUAAGACGUUUCAGGCAGCAGCUGACAAAGGUUUGACCAUUUUUGCACCAAACGACGAAGCUUUUAAGGCUGAUGGAGUUCCCGAUCUGAGCAAGCUCACAAAUGCUGAGGUUGUCUCACUCUUACAGUAUCAUGCCUCCGCCUCAUACAGUCCCUUUGGGUCCUUGAAGACUAACAGGGAUCCAAUCUCAACAUUGGCCAGUAACGGUGCUGGAAAGUUCGAUCUGACAGUGACUUCAGCUGGUGACUCUGUCACUCUCCACACAGGGGUUGACUCGUCCAGAGUCGCCGACGCUGUGCUUGACUCCCCCCCGAUGGUGAUUUUCACUGUUGAUAAUGUACUUCUACCUGAGGAGUUGUUUGGAAAGUCUCCUUCUCCUGCACCAGCCCCCGAACCGGUGAGCGCACCUUCUCCUUCUCCGGCUACGACACCAAGUCCAGCCCCAGCUAGUGUUGAAGCCCCAUCACCGUUGGCCGCUUCUCCACCUGCACCACCGAUGGAAACCCCGGAAGGAGCUCCUUCAGAUGCGCCAGUGGGAUCGGAGAAUAGCACAGCGGACAAUGCAGGUAUUCACGUGACUGCCUCUGCAUUGUUCACUGUUUCUGCCACUGUAGUUUGUUCGAUUCUCAUGUCCUGAAUCGUAAUUAUGUAGAUCUGUCAAUUUGAUUACUUCUUUUUUAUUAAUUUAUUUUCUUUUUGAAUAUCGAGUUGUUAUUGGUUAGAGUAGAGGUGUAGUUUAUUUUAAUUUAUUCUGAUUUUUAAAUCUGUGGACAAUAUGGGUGGAUGUGAGGUAGCUGCGCAUUUUAGCAGCGAUACUGUUGUUUUUCAGAGAUGAUUGUUAUCGGGUGUUACGCUUUCCAUUAUUUUAAUGCUAGAUCUGUCCGUUUUUGUUA
Molecule: messenger RNA, 1624 nt
Organism: Manihot esculenta (cassava)
Lineage: Eukaryota; Viridiplantae; Streptophyta; Magnoliopsida; Malpighiales; Euphorbiaceae
Product: fasciclin-like arabinogalactan protein 10
Exons: 1
Coding region: 94-1368 (424 amino acids)
Cellular component (GO): plasma membrane
Source: RefSeq, a predicted model, not a curated record